AUGCUCGCUGUUCUAUACAUUACUCUUGUAUACCAGGACCCAUGCCACAGGAACUCGUAUUCCCUCCUCCAGAGGAGCCCUCCAUCCUCUCCCUCCCCUUACCCCACGCAGAAGCUUACCCAGGAGAGCCCAGAGAGUAUGCUCUCGCCCUUAUCCAGCGUAAAGACGCCAUCCAGAAGGAAAUAGAUGUCCUCAAUGACGUCUUGUCCUCACACGGAGCAACGGCCUCAACGUCUUUGCUAGACAACGAAGGCUACCCUCGAGGAGACUUGGAUAUUUAUGCUAUCCGACAUGCCCGUUCUUCGCUUGUUCGCCUUCAAAAUGACCGUCAGACUGUAACAGACCUCCUCGCCACGGCCCUUCACGAUGCCUUUGCCAUUUCCUCUCCAGCAUCAGAGCAGCAGCCCAAUGGCAGUGUGUCCCUACCCUCAAGCCAGGCGAACGGCUAUUCCGCAAGAACCAGAGAAACGCCUUGGCCCGCGAGAGCUAUUGCAAAAGUGAACACUGUGACAGUAAACAGCCCCGCUUCAGAGGCCGGUCUCAAGGCCCAGGAUGUGAUUUAUUCCUUUGCCGGAAUCAACCACACGUCCCCCGGAGGUCUACAAGCCAUUGGAACAGCGGUUGCGCAGUCUGAAGGUAUUCCAUUACCUCUGCUUAUUAUGCGGGGACAAGAGCGUUUGCAAUUGACACUGACACCACGAAGCGGAUGGGGCGGUCGGGGAUCACUUGGCUGCCACAUUCUCCCCGCUUAAAUCACUACCAUAUAGCUGCCUAUAGUCAUGUUGCAUGUAUUCUAGCCAUUUUGGGUCUACACCAACUUUUUCUCCUUU
Molecule: messenger RNA, 830 nt
Organism: Cryptococcus deneoformans JEC21
Lineage: Eukaryota; Fungi; Basidiomycota; Tremellomycetes; Tremellales; Cryptococcaceae
Product: ubiquitin-dependent protein catabolism-related protein, putative
Exons: 6
Coding region: 42-752 (236 amino acids)
Biological process (GO): proteasome regulatory particle assembly
Cellular component (GO): cytoplasm; nucleus
Molecular function (GO): protein binding
Source: RefSeq, a predicted model, not a curated record